Messenger RNA from Pseudozyma flocculosa PF-1, 237 nucleotides. RefSeq lists its product as uncharacterized. Gene Ontology annotation, molecular function: structural constituent of ribosome. The coding region runs from base 1 to 237 and encodes 78 amino acids. The record is from RefSeq and is a predicted model, not a curated record. The transcript has 2 exons. Gene Ontology annotation, biological process: mitochondrial translation. NCBI's taxonomy places the organism in Eukaryota, Fungi, Basidiomycota, Ustilaginomycetes, Ustilaginales, Ustilaginaceae. Gene Ontology annotation, cellular component: mitochondrial small ribosomal subunit.
AUGAAGUUGAACAAGCUCAAGGUGCGACCGUCCAAGGACCUCGCCGCCGCACCCUGCGCCGCCGAGUUUGCCACCAUGCUCGCGUGCUGGGCGUCUUCCAACGACCUUUCCAACGUCGGACAGUGCCGCGAAAGCGCAAAGGCAUUGCAGGUCUGCAUGGCUUCCAACAAAGGUAGAAGGGUCACGUCGAAGCCCACUGUCAACUACCACCUCGCCCGUCUCUCCAAGCACCUAUGA